AUGGCAAUGUCACAGAGCGCCAACCUGGCUGAAAAGGCCAUGGGCCACGGUGACAACGCAGUCACUGAGCAGAACAUGACCAACCCAGCCAGAGACCGUGCGAAAUAUGGAGAUCCCUCGGAAAACAUGAAGGCUCUUGCCUGGAUGGGCAAGAACGACGUUCAAAUGAUCGAAUGCCCGAAGCCUAAAAUCCUCGAAGAUCGUGACGUAAUCCUCAAGGUCACCGGCUCCACCAUCUGCGGCUCCGACCUCCAUCUCUACCACGGCUCCGUCGUCGAGCUCCAAAAAGGCGAUAUCCUUGGCCACGAAUUCUGCGGCAAAGUCGAUAGUAUGGGACCAGGCGUCAAAGGCCUCGAGGUUGGGCAAAGGGUCGUCGCAUCCUUCCAAAUUGCCUGCGGAGAAUGCAUGUACUGCAAGAAGAAGCUGUCCUCGCAGUGUGAGCGGACGAAUAGCAACACCAUUGAGAAUGCCAUGUAUGGUGGACGAACCGCUGGAAUGUUCGGAUACAGCCAUUUUACCGGUGGAUUUGCGGGAGGACAAGCAGAAUACGUGAGGGUGCCAUUCGGUGACGUCAACCUCCUCAAGCUGCCAGACGAUGUACCAGACGAGAAGGGCUUGUACCUGUCAGAUGUUCUGGCUACGAGCUGGAACUGCGUGGUUGACACUGGCGUAAAAGAGGGAGAUGUCGUUGCCAUCUGGGGUGCCGGACCUAUUGGAGAGAUGUGUGCCGAGAUGAGCUUCACAAACGGCGCAAGCAGAGUCAUCAUGAUCGACGGCGGCAACGGAGCAUGGAGAUUAGACUUCUGCAAAGAGAAGAUACCAAAACUCGAGCUCCUCAAUUACACGGACCUACCGCACGGCACUAGCGUAACAUCACGCCUGAAGGAAAUGGAACAUGGUGGCCCCGACGUUGCUCUUGAGUGUGUCGCCGGCGAGUACGCCAAAGGCUGGGCCCACCGCUUCGAAUUGAUGGUUGGCGCCGAGACUGACACAUCAGAAAUCGUCAAUGAAAUGAUCACCUCGGUCAAGAAUUACGGCCGCUGCGGUAUCACAGGUGUCUAUGUGGGCUUCACCAACCACUUCAACAUCGGCUCGCUCAUGGAACGCGGUAUCCGCCUGAUUGGGAACGGACAAGCACCCGUGCAUCUUUACUGGGAGCAAUUGCUGCAGAUGAUCCGGGAGGGCAAAACGGAUCCUUACAAGAUGCUGACGCAUCGCGUCAAGGUUGAAGAGAUGGACGAGGUGUACAAGAUCUUCAAUGAGCGAGGUGACAAGAUGCAGAAGAUCUUUGUGGAGACGAGGUUUUCGGACCCGCCUGCGCCAGGCACGCCAGCGUUGAAAACAUUCAAGUCGUAG
Molecule: messenger RNA, 1356 nt
Organism: Letharia columbiana
Lineage: Eukaryota; Fungi; Ascomycota; Lecanoromycetes; Lecanorales; Parmeliaceae
Exons: 2
Coding region: 1-1356 (451 amino acids)
Molecular function (GO): oxidoreductase activity; zinc ion binding
Source: RefSeq, a predicted model, not a curated record